Molecule: messenger RNA, 1977 nt
Organism: Loa loa (African eye worm)
Lineage: Eukaryota; Metazoa; Nematoda; Chromadorea; Rhabditida; Onchocercidae
Exons: 11
Coding region: 1-1977 (658 amino acids)
Molecular function (GO): acyltransferase activity, transferring groups other than amino-acyl groups
Source: RefSeq, a predicted model, not a curated record
AUGCGGCUUUCAAUUGAUUUCUACGCCAUAAGUUUUAUAACAGAACUGGUUAUAGUUUUUGGCCAAGCUAGCGAUAUUUUGACUGUAAGAGAUACAGAGGAGAAAAUACUCUGGUCCUUGUCACCUUAUUGUUAUGAGCAUUUACUGAAAGUCAGCGCCUAUCAAAAUUCCAGCCUUAGUCCAUUAAAUGCGUUAAACGCACUUUAUCCUGCAUUUGGACAUGGCAUAUCUAAUGAAUUUAUUACAGAUAGCAGAUUUCUAUUUCGAAUGUUGCUUUGCUUCAAAUUAGCUGGCGAAUCAACAUUUUCAGUUUCCCAAUAUCCAACAACAUUUUGUUAUCGUUAUGAUCCAAAACAAUAUAAAUCUACUGCGCAUACUAUUUGUUUCCCAAAGUUAUGUUUAAAUGAACAACAUAAGUUUUGGAAUAUCUACAAGAAAGUGUUUGACGUUGAGCUACCAGAAAACCAAAGCUCACCUUCAUUAUGUGUCCAUUCUCGUCGUCCAAUGGAGUGGUACGACAAACCACUGCCCAUCAUUAUAUUAUCCUGUAAUACAGUUCUAUGGUUGAUUGUUUUAUUUUCAAGUAUUUACCAAAUUAUGAGUGCUUCUGGAACAAAAACUAUGAAAGAGCAAAUCCUUCUUGCAUUUUCGUUCAAGCAAAAUGUUGGCAUGAUGUUCAAAAUGCCGAAAAAUCGAUCGAAAGUUAUCACUUGUAUGUUUGGCAUACGAUUCUUAACGAUGAUUUGGAUUAUCAUUGGUCAUAUGUUUGCUUUUGUUGCUCCGUAUAUUGAUAAUGUUGGCGAAUAUUAUCAUGAUAUCGCCAAUAAUUUUGGCAAUCAAUGGAUUGCGAACUUUCUUCUUUCUGUCGAUGUAUUUUUGGUACUUGGAGGGACAGUGAAUGCAUACGGGUUUUUUCAGAAGUACGAGGAAAUGGAGACAAAGCCAACGUGGAAGUCUUUAAAGUUUUGGUUGAAUUUCUAUGUGCAUCGAAUUAUCCGGUUAUGGCCAACCUACUGUUAUACUAUGAUAUUUCUAUAUUUCCUCACCAACAUAUUUUAUCAGGAAUUAUGGCCUGAAAUUGAUCACGUUGUACAAUGCUCCAAAUAUUGGUGGCAAAAUUUAUUACUUAUAGGGAGUUUAUUUGAACAUCGUUGUAUGGGAUGGGCCUGGUAUGUAAGCAGUGAAUUCAUUUUGUACCUCUUGUCGCCUAUAUUUCUACUAGCACUUGGUCGAAAUAAGAAUCAGGGAUAUCUAUUAUCUAUCUUUUGUAUAGCCUUAUCAGAUGCAGGCCGAGUUUAUGCAAUGAUUGUUUAUAAUAUGCCACCCACACAACUUGGCUGGAACAGACCUCCAAUUUAUAAUUCCAAUUUUAUGGAGCAUUUUGUGGUGAUGUACAUCAAACCUCAGUACCGCGCAGCACCAUAUAUUAUUGGUUUGUUACUCGGCCAUCAUUUGGCCAAGAUUCAAGCCAUGAAAGUUUGUAACAAACGACACUCGGCCAUUUUUGUCACUUGUGGUUGGAUUUUGGCGAUUUUCCUUGCUUUUAUCAGUGUAUUCGGUCUUUAUCCGGUUUUAAUUAAUUUGGACUGGAAGCUUUAUUAUCUGAUUUAUGGAGCGCUUCAUCGUACAACAUUUGCUGUUGCUAUAGCUUGGCUAAUUUAUGCUUGUCACAGUGGAUAUGCCAGUUUCAUUAAUACAUUCCUAAGUUUUAAAUUAUUUUUACCACUCUCUAUGUUAUGCUACUCGGUCUAUCUUAGUCAUCUGCCUGUGAUAUUUGCGUCUUAUCUGCAUAUAACUUUUCCUUAUCACUACGAAACCAAAUCUCAAUUUCUCAUUAUUGCGCCACUUAAUCUAUUUAUUGCAUAUUUGCUUGGUUUCCAAGCUUCAAUGCUCUCCGAAUUUCCGUUACUGAAUAUAGAACGCUCUGUACGAAAUUAUUUUUAUAAAGGAAAGUCGCGAGUAAUGGACGAGAACUAA